Messenger RNA from Cydia pomonella (codling moth), 490 nucleotides. Its product is annotated as chorion class high-cysteine HCA protein 12-like. The transcript has 2 exons. NCBI's taxonomy places the organism in Eukaryota, Metazoa, Arthropoda, Insecta, Lepidoptera, Tortricidae. The coding region runs from base 131 to 427 and encodes 98 amino acids. The record is from RefSeq and is a predicted model, not a curated record.
GCAAGUCAGUUCAGUGUUAUCGCUGACCUAUUUCUUCAUUUAGAAUAUAAAGGCAGUAUAAAAGAGCCUUCAAAAUAUAAGGUCAUCAUUCUAAUAUCUUUGUUUAAAGAAUAUUAGUGAUUAUUCUAAAAUGUCUCGCUUCGUAGUCCUCGCUAUCUUCAUCCAGGCUUGCCUGCUCCAGAUGGUUCUCAGCCAGUCAUGCGGUUCUAAUCAGUACUCAUACUCGUCCGGAUUGAGCUCACAGAGCUGCGGCUCAUACGGCGGCACCGGCACCGGACAGGUGGGCGUGUCCGGCAACAUCGACGCGUGCGGCAACACCUGCGUGACCGGCUCCGUGCCCGUGCUCGGCUCCGUGGACUUCGGCGGCUGCGUGCCCGCCUGCGGCUCCGUGUCCAUCUCCGGACAGUGUGGAUGCGGAUGCGAUUAAAUACGCCCGCCAGUGAUUUUUCUUACAUGAUUCAAAAAAAAGUAAUAUUAAGCAUGUGUUAAA